This is a messenger RNA of Belonocnema kinseyi, 1414 nucleotides long. RefSeq names its product 2-amino-3-ketobutyrate coenzyme A ligase, mitochondrial (gene Gcat). The record is from RefSeq and is a predicted model, not a curated record. The transcript is spliced from 6 exons. The coding region runs from base 91 to 1371 and encodes 426 amino acids. Gene Ontology annotation, molecular function: pyridoxal phosphate binding; glycine C-acetyltransferase activity. Gene Ontology annotation, biological process: biosynthetic process; L-threonine catabolic process. NCBI's taxonomy places the organism in Eukaryota, Metazoa, Arthropoda, Insecta, Hymenoptera, Cynipidae.
UGUAGACUUAUUUUUCUCUAUUUUUCAAUCAUUAAAUCAGUCUUCAAAACUAUCUGUGUGCCGACUGUUCAAUUAAUAUUGAAGAUAACUAUGAGCCGAAUUUUAUUAAAACCAAAUAAAUUUGCCAUAUUUAUAGAAACUUUGAUAGCAAAAUUUCUAGCAAAUGGCUAUAGACUUCAGCACACGCAUAAUUUAAAAUCGGUUAUUCAAUCACAAUUGGAAACGAUUAAAAAAGCGGGUACAUGGAAAGCAGAAAGAAUAAUAGCUUCGCCGCAAAGGACUCAAAUUUUAUUAAAUAAUGGGAAAAAAGUCCUGAAUUUCUGUGCCAAUAACUACCUAGGAUUAUCCGACAAUCCUAAAGUGAUAGAAGCAGCGAAAAAUGCAUUGGAUAAAUAUGGAGCUGGUUUGAGUUCAGUUAGAUUUAUUUGCGGAACACAAGAAAUUCAUAAAGAACUAGAAAACAAGAUCUCAGCUUUUCACAAAAGAGAAGACACUAUAGUUUAUGCCUCAUGCUUUGAUGCAAAUGCAGGGAUUUUUGAAACGCUAUUAACUCCUGAAGACACUGUUCUCAGUGAUGAAUUAAAUCAUGCUUCUAUAAUAGACGGCAUUCGUCUUUGCAAAGCCAAAAAAUUUAGGUACAAACACAGAGAUAUGAAGGAUUUAGAAGAAAAGCUUAAUGAAAGUUCAGGAUCUCGAUUAACACUAAUUGCGACAGAUGGUGUUUUUUCCAUGGAUGGUACUGUUGCCCCCCUUAAAGACAUAAUAGAACUUGCCAAAAAAUAUAACGCUUUAACAUUUGUGGACGAUUGCCAUGCAACUGGUUUCUUCGGAAAAACUGGACGGGGAACCGAGGAGCAUUUUAAUUAUUUAGGUGGGGUCGAUAUAAUAAAUUCAACUUUAGGAAAAGCCUUGGGAGGAGCAGCUGGUGGAUAUACAACAGGACCGAAAGAAUUAAUUGCUUUAUUGAGACAACGUAGUAGGCCUUAUUUAUUUUCUAAUUCACUACCACCACCAGUUGUCGCCUCAGGAAUUAAGGUUCUUGAUCUUAUAAGUAACAGUACAGACUUUUUGCAAAGAAUGGAAGACAAUACUCAUCAUUUUAGAAGCAGAAUGACAUCUGCUGGAUUUAUAAUUAGCGGUGAUAAUCAUCCUAUUUGCCCUGUCAUGCUCGGAGAUGCUAAAUUAGCAUCUGACUUUGCUGAAAAGAUGCUGGAAAAAAAUAUUUAUGUGAUCGGCUUCAGUUAUCCAGUUGUUCCUAGAGAAAAGGCGCGAAUUCGUGUUCAAAUCAGUGCCGCUCAUACAAAAGAAGAAAUCGAUCGAGCGGUUGAUGUAUUUAUAGAAAUUGGAAGAGAGCUUCAAGUUAUUCAAUAGAAGUUCCAAAGUUUGUCACAUCUUUCAAUUUAAUAAUAAAAAA